Oncorhynchus gorbuscha (pink salmon) is the source of this 2185-nucleotide messenger RNA. RefSeq names its product aldehyde dehydrogenase 9 family, member A1a, tandem duplicate 1 (gene aldh9a1a.1). The record is from RefSeq and is a predicted model, not a curated record. Gene Ontology annotation, molecular function: 4-trimethylammoniobutyraldehyde dehydrogenase (NAD+) activity; aminobutyraldehyde dehydrogenase (NAD+) activity. NCBI's taxonomy places the organism in Eukaryota, Metazoa, Chordata, Actinopteri, Salmoniformes, Salmonidae.
UUUCAAAUGCUCAAGUAUCCGGAUGAUACAGUCCAUGUAUAUGUGAAAGGCAAGCUAUCAGACACCCUGAAACUAAUCCCGCCCAUAUUGUGUAAUUGCUGAAGAUUUAAAAUGCGGUCAUAUUCAUACAGUAUUUCCACACUGGUUUAGUGGCUAAUAUUUUACACAUUCCCUGUUUACGAGGGGCGAAGUGCGUCUGUCUGAUACGAUAUCUGCUGACUUGCAUCAAUAAAACGUCAAAUCCAAAGCAGGACGAAAGCUUCGAUUUACGGAACAGACGACGGUGAUUCACACACAGUUGGACAUUGUCGAACAUGGCCCAGCUUCUAGAGUCUAUGUCAGGUGCCUCCACUGGACAGGUCGUGGUGACAGACCACUUAAAUUUCUGGGGCGGGUGCAGAGUUAAACCCAAGGAUGGAAUUAACGCGGAGCCCGUCCACGAACCUGCAACUGGGCGUAAGCUGUGUGACAUGUUUCCAUGUGGGAAAGAGGAGGUGGACCAGGCCAUCCAAAGUGCACAUACUGCCUACCUAAAGUGGAGCAAGAUGGCAGGCAUGGAGAGGGCCCGAGUUAUGCUGGAGGCUGCUCGCAUCAUCAGGGAGAGAAGAGACAACAUUGCCAAGUUGGAGGUGAUCAACAAUGGGAAGUCUAUCACAGAGGCCCGGGUGGACAUUGAUGUUUCCUGGCAGACCUUAGAGUACUACGCUGGCAUUGCUGGCACACUGGCAGGCCAGCACAUCCAACUGCCUGGAGGAUCCUUUGCUUACACCAGACGGGAGGCCCUGGGGGUAUGUGUGGGCAUUGGGGCCUGGAACUACCCCUUCCAGAUCGCCUGUUGGAAGUCUGCUCCUGCCCUGGCCUGUGGUAAUGCCAUGGUGUUCAAGCCUUCUCCUUUCACUGCUGUGACCGCUGUGAUUCUGGCUGAGAUCUACAAAGAGGCUGGGGUACCUGAUGGGCUCUUCAACGUGGUGCAGGGUGGGGCGGAGACCGGCACCCUGCUCUGUAAUCACCCCGGCGUGGCUAAGGUGUCCUUCACUGGCAGUGUCCCAACUGGGAAGAAGAUCAUGGAGAUGUCUGCGAAGACUGUAAAGCAGGUGACUCUGGAGCUGGGAGGGAAAUCACCCCUCAUCAUCUUUAAGGACUGUGAGCUGGAGAACGCAGUGAGGGGGGCGCUCAUGGCUAACUUCCUGACUCAGGGAGAGGUGUGCUGUAACGGGACACGGGUGUACGUGCAGAGGGAGAUCAUGCCUGUGUUCCUGGAGGAGGUGGUUAAGAGGACCAAGGCCAUCCAAAUAGGGGACCCUCUCCUGGAGAACACCCGCAUGGGAGCCCUGAUCACUAGGCAACACCUGGACAAGGUGCUGGGCUUCGUCAGCCAGGCCAAGAAAGAGGGAGCAAUGGUUCUCUGUGGAGGGGAAGCCUUUACCCCGAUUGAACCCAAACUGAAGGGAGGUUACUACAUGUCUCCCUGUGUCCUGGACAACUGCACAGACGACAUGACGUGUGUGAAGGAGGAGAUCUUUGGGCCUGUAAUGUCAGUGAUGCCCUUUGACACAGAAGAGGAAGUGCUGAAGAGGGCCAACAACACUACAUUUGGCCUGGCCUCUGGAGUCUUUACCAGGGAUAUAUCCCGCCACCGGGUGGCUGAGAACCUGCAGGCUGGAACCUGCUUCAUCAACAACUACAACAUCAGCCCUGUGGAAGUACCCUUCGGAGGGUACAAGCAGUCUGGUUUUGGCAGGGAGAAUGGCCAGGUGACCAUCGAAUACUACUCCCAGCUGAAGACUGUGGUUGUGGAGAUGGGAGACGUGGACGAUUACUUUAAUUGUUAACUUACCAAUUAAGUGCCAAGGAAAACCAAGACCUAUACGCUACUGUCCUUGAGACGUUUGGUGUAUUUGUGCAUCUGAGGAAUGUAGCAUUGCUAUUGAUAGUUUAUAACAGCAAGUAACUAACGUGGCUGGUCUGUCUGUACAAUGUGUGAGUAUGAGGAUGUCACCAAGUGCUAAAAAGCCUAGUCUUCCCCCACUUGGUCAAUACAUUUAAUACUUUGCAUUUCAGCUGUGAUCCUAGCCAAAGUCAAUAUGAAGAAGCGUUCAAACGGUUCCCAUGGUCCGUCACUUUCUAGCACAUGUAUCUCUCACAUUUUGAAUAAAAGUUUGUAAUACUCCGUUUUCUAUUCCCC